GUGGCUUCAAGCAUCUGAACCCAGUGCUUGUCGGGAUUCCUAAAGGCGGAAGACUCAGUGAGGACAGUAAGACCACGUGAGAGAGGACCCGGCUUUUACAUAAUGGCAAGAAAUAAGAAUAGGACAGAAGUGAAAAAUUAUAAGAAAAAGAAGUUGACAGUAAGCACUUCCGAAGAAUCUCCAGCAAAAAAGAAGAAAAUGUCUCCCAAGGAUCCCGAGGACCCAGACGAUGCAUUGUCUAAGGUUGAAAGCCCCGAAAUGAAGGAUUUAGAGGAUCUCACUCCAGAGGAACAGAGAAAAAGAGAAAGGAAGCUAAAAAAGGAACGCAAGAAGGAGGAGAAGAGGUUGAAAAGAGAGAGUGCAAUCGAUGAUGAUGAUGAGGAGGAAAAGCCUUCCAAGCCGUCUGUGUGUGAGCUCUCCCUGCAAUAUUUAAAGAGCUGGUCUGAGAAACGAAAAGAUUGGAAAUUUCAGAAAACGAGACAAAUAUGGCUUCUCCAGAACAUGUAUGACCAAGAGAAGAUUUCAGAUGAUUACUUCCCUAUUCUCCUAGAGUACCUGGAAGGUCUUAAAGGCAGCGCCCGUGAUACUACUGUCAAACAAGCUGAGGACUUAAUGAAGGAAUAUGACAAGAGUGAGGCAAAGGCAGAGGCCGACGUGCAAAAGAUGUCAAGAAUUCGAGAAGUUCUACAGCUUCUGUCUUAGAGUUCUCCACAUUCCACAAUCUACAUUGGACAAAAGGACUUUCCACCGUAAAUAUCUGGCAAACAACAGCUACCACCGCUAAAGAACAACUCCCACCUUCGUUAACCAACCAAAGAUAUGUUAGGCUGCUGUAGAUCAUUAUUGAAUUUAUAACUGUGGUCUCUCUAGAAUCCUAAACUUGCUUUCAGAUUUCAAAACUAAAGCCUUUGUUGUAAUAGUAUACAAAGUCUAUCAAAUCUCCCAACGUGCUAUAAGAAGCAGUCCUUCAUUAUCAAGCCUUCCUUGCGAAACUGUAGAAAUUGUAAUUUGUUCAUUGCAAUUUCUGUAUUCUGUCUUCACAUCUACUUACCCCUCUAAUGAUAUACAACCUCCAACUUGGCCGUAGAUAUUUUUUUUACUACGAUGACCUCUGUGUGUUAUGUGAUCACCCUGCAUAAAGACAAAAGUAAGAACCCUAUUUAUCAAAGUGAACCUGAGCAAUUUCUAAGAGAGAGCAUUUAACCGACAUAUUUAAUUGUUUUUCGUGAUCUUUGCUCCUCCGUUACAAAUUUUCCUCAUUAUUGCUUCGUUUCGCUUUGUUGAAACUUUACCUUUAUUGCCAACAAAGCUUUCAGUGCACAAUCAUGUUAUCAACUUCUUUUGGAGUCAUGUGAGCAAGCAAGAUGGCUGCUCCUUGAUUGUUUGUUUGACAAGUUCUAUGUUAACAGGUUGUCACAAAGUAAAUGAAGUAGAAUUCUAUAGGAAAAGCAAUCCCUAAUUAUUUUACCAUCCUUGUAGCCCCUCUGUGUCAUCACCAGGUCUUAUUUUCUUAUCUAAACAAAACAAUAUCUGCAUAUUGUUUUCUAUCCAAUACGUAAUUGAUGUUGUUGAUUGCUGAACUCUGAGAACUUUAUCUCAAAAACUUUAGAUAUACCCAACUCCAUUUAUAGAUAAAGGCAAACUAGUACCCAUGACCACUUCA
Messenger RNA from Pelobates fuscus (common spadefoot toad), 1663 nucleotides. RefSeq names its product chromosome 8 C7orf50 homolog (gene CHLSN). Bases 103 to 702 code for a protein of 199 amino acids. The transcript has 6 exons. Lineage: Eukaryota; Metazoa; Chordata; Amphibia; Anura; Pelobatidae. The record is from RefSeq and is a predicted model, not a curated record.